AUGGUACUGCAUCUUGAUAGCUUUUGCAGAUAGACUGGACAACAUGUCUUGCCACACAAUCGUCUUUGCCCUUUUUUGCACCUUCGCCAUCACACACUGCUCUUCCAUGCCCGGAGGAAAAGUAGAUCAGAAUCCAACAGAUAAGAAGUUCAUGCAAAUAGCGUGGAAAGCUGCAAAAACGCUCAAUGAAGAUCGCGCUUUGAACCCAGGGCCAAAUGCGAUGAUGCCAAUAAAGGUUCUAAGGGCUCAAAGUCAAGUUGUUGCUGGAGUUAUAUAUAACUUAGAGGUCCUUUAUGGUGAAUCCGGUUGCAGGCUAGGGGGGGUUGACCUCAGCAGGUUGCAGUACGCUAAUUGCAGAGUGAUGAACAAUUGGAAAAAAGCUGUGUACAAGAUUCGCUAUUACUCCAAGCCCUGGGAGAACUAUGAGCAAAUUAAAGUAUGGAAAGCUUAA
Molecule: messenger RNA, 451 nt
Organism: Cylicocyclus nassatus
Lineage: Eukaryota; Metazoa; Nematoda; Chromadorea; Rhabditida; Strongylidae
Source: the annotation of a GenBank genome assembly